Molecule: messenger RNA, 639 nt
Organism: Exophiala bonariae
Lineage: Eukaryota; Fungi; Ascomycota; Eurotiomycetes; Chaetothyriales; Herpotrichiellaceae
Exons: 3
Coding region: 1-639 (212 amino acids)
Biological process (GO): tail-anchored membrane protein insertion into ER membrane
Cellular component (GO): GET complex
Molecular function (GO): protein-membrane adaptor activity
Source: RefSeq, a predicted model, not a curated record
AUGGUCUCCCUGCUCAUCAUCGUCUUCCUCAUCCAACUCGCCUGCCACCUGGUCCUAACCAUCGGCUCUAAACCCAUCAAUGACCUGCUAUGGCAGAUCUAUUGCCGGCUCCCAUUCGGGCCGUCCUCAAAAGACAUUCAAGAGCAGGCACGAUUGCGGAAAGAGGUCGUGCGACUCAAGCGUGAGAUGAAUGCGGUCAGUGCGCAAGAUGAUUUCGCAAGGUGGGCCAAGAUCCGGAGGCAGCAUGACAAGGCGCUGGAGGAGCAUGAUCGGAAAGCGAGCAACGUCUCAUCAUCGCGGGGCUCCUUCGACACAAAAGCAGGGAUCGUUCGCUGGCUAUCCACGAGCGGCCUGCGCUUCGCCAUUCAGUUCUGGCACGCAAAGACCCCAGUCUUCACGUAUCCACGCGGAUGGUUCCCGUGGUACAUCGAGUGGAUUCUUGGAUUCCCCAGAUGUCCCUACGGCGGCGUCAGCAUCAAUGUCUGGAGUACGGCGUGUGGGACGGCCAUUGCACUGGUUUCGGAUCUGACUGUCUACAUGGUGCUCUUCGUGCGGGAGUCGGGGAAUCGGAGUGCUACUCCCGGUGGUGGUGUGAAGCAGAAGGUCAAAGUGCCCGUUCCGGCUGGCAAGGCUUCAUGA